Molecule: messenger RNA, 255 nt
Organism: Oldenlandia corymbosa var. corymbosa
Lineage: Eukaryota; Viridiplantae; Streptophyta; Magnoliopsida; Gentianales; Rubiaceae
Source: the annotation of a GenBank genome assembly
AUGGCAAGGAAUCAAUGGAAGGAGAUCAUAAUGCAAAGAGGAGGAGGAGGAGAAGAAGCUGUUUCAGUUGGCAAUGGUUAUCUCAUCUUCUGGUUGAUUUUAGUAACAUUUUCAGUUCUGUCAGCCAUGAUUUUCUCCUGUGCUGAUGGUGCUGCUGCUGUGCCAAGAAGCAAAAACGAUGUUACAGAAUCAAGUGUUUAUGUGGGCACUGGUUCUGCUUGUGCUACUGCUUGUGGAGCUGGCUGUGGUGCCUGA